This is a messenger RNA of Cuscuta campestris, 1051 nucleotides long. Lineage: Eukaryota; Viridiplantae; Streptophyta; Magnoliopsida; Solanales; Convolvulaceae. The record is from the annotation of a GenBank genome assembly.
CCACCAAACCCCCCCCCUGGGAAUUCCCCCAAACCGAAGUUGAAUUUGAAUUAGGCGCACUCACCAUUCACCAACCCUCAUUUGCUUCCACGAUUGGUAUAUCUGAUUACCACUCCUCUCGGGAACCCAUCGUCGUCUUCAUCCGACUCCUGCCUGCAUCUCUUCUCUGCAAUAAUGGAGGCAAAGCUACUUCGGAUCAGUCCUCUUAGAGUUCAAAGCCUUUAUAUCUCCCGGCCUUCAAGGAUCUGUGCCGUCGUCUCUCAGCACAAAUUGCGUAAAGGAUGCAGCUUUCGGUCCCUCAAUUCGAAGGAUGGCAUUCGCCCUCUCAAAGCCGUUGCUACUUCCCCUGGAAUGGGAAAGAAAAGUAGAGUAGACGAGACGGAGAGUUAUACUCUGGAUGGUAUUAGAAGUUCUUUAAUUCGGCAAGAGGAUAGCAUUAUAUUUAGCCUUGUGGAGAGAGCUCAGUAUUGCUACAACCCCGAGACAUAUGACCCCGAUGCUUUUACAAUGGAAGCCUUCCAUGGCUCGUUGGUGGAUUACAUUUUGAAAGAAACUGAGAAGCUUCAUGCUAAGGUUGGAAGGUACGAGAGCCCUGAUGAGCAUCCUUUUUUCCCAGAUGAACUGCCUCAACCCAUGUUACCACCCCUUCAAUACCCGCAGGUGGCUUAAGUUGAGUUUUUGUUAUGCGAGUUUUUUUAUUGCUGAUGUCCAAGGAAAAUUUAAUGGUUCAUAUGCAUUCAGUUUUCUCUUUCUUUGGCAGAGAAAAAUUGUAUGCGCUUUAAACUGGGGUAUGGUGGAAUAAAGCAAAAUAUCUCUUUAAACUGUCUGCACUUCUUUUAGCACUUAAGUAGCAGUUAGUCAAUGCAACUUUCGACGCUCAUCAUUGUCAUCCGGAAAUAACCGCUCUAUAUUUUAGACAUAAGGGCCAGGAUGCGUACGUGAUUACCUAUGGUUAUUGAGCAGGGGAUCUCUUUGGAAUCAACCUCUCUACUCUCGAGUAGGGGUAAGGUUUGCGUACCCACACACUCCUUAGAUCCUACUUUUCUGGGAU